Paramuricea clavata is the source of this 198-nucleotide messenger RNA. Lineage: Eukaryota; Metazoa; Cnidaria; Anthozoa; Malacalcyonacea; Plexauridae. The record is from the annotation of a GenBank genome assembly.
AUGACUGAGGUAGAAGAUGCUUUGGAAGACAUAUUAGAAAUUGAAGAUGCUUCAGCAAAACAAGUGGAAUACGAGUCUGAUAUAAAGGUGAAAGAAAAGCAAAGUGCAGAAGACAUGCGAAAAAAAGCUGUGGAAAAGCUAGGAGAAACCCAUAAAAGAAAAGGUGAUAAGAAAAGAAUGAAAUGCAGCAAGAAAUAA